This is a messenger RNA of Anthonomus grandis grandis, 439 nucleotides long. RefSeq lists its product as uncharacterized. The record is from RefSeq and is a predicted model, not a curated record. Lineage: Eukaryota; Metazoa; Arthropoda; Insecta; Coleoptera; Curculionidae. The transcript is spliced from 3 exons. Bases 72 to 380 code for a protein of 102 amino acids.
ACUAUCGAGUUACAACUUUUAAACAUUCACCACUUGAAUCGAAAAUUGACAAGCAGAAGAGCGAAUUUUUAAUGAUGAUAAACAAAAAGUUGAUUUUUCUUUUGUUCGUUUAUGUGCUGAUCAACGUUAGUGAAUCUUCCCCAAUUCCGAAUGGUCAGGACAACGUCCAAGUUAAUUUAGAUGGUAGCUCCGUGAAACUCCUUCAAGGUCAAGAAAAUAUCAUUAAAAAUUGCAUUCCUACACCUUAUGGCUGCAUCGACAUAUCUGAUCCAGCUUUUCGUCCCAAAAUAGGCGAUGGACCAGGGCAUUCGAAAUGCCCCUGUAUCCCUGUUCCUGGAUGGGGAUGUAUCGAUCCGUGUGAUCCCAGCGUAAGACCCUAAAGAUAUCCCGAAAACCAUGCUAUCUGUAGUUAUUACUCAAUAAAUAUAAAUUAGUCAUA